GUGCAGUCAGUAUCGAGUUGUCGCGCACCGUGCGAGCGCGUGUCUAUCGCGUGUUCUUAAUUUGAAAUUUUAAGUGAAAAAAAAAACACGUUUCAAAAAUGGCUUGUCCCAUGAGGUCUAUGAUGGACGAGAGCUCGGCUCAGGAAGGUAACCAUCUCGGCAACGAGGCUGGUAUGCUGUACGGAGAGUACCUGAUGCUGGACAAACUACUCUCAGCUCAGAGGAUGCUCAGCUCAGAGUCCUCUAAGCCAGUGCAUGAUGAGCAUCUGUUUAUUAUCACUCAUCAAGCCUACGAGCUAUGGUUCAAGCAGAUAAUAUUCGAGGUAGACUCUGUGCGGGCAUUGUUGGACGUGGAGGGACUGGACGAAAGCCACACUAUGGAGAUACUGAAGAGGUUGAACAGGGUCGUGCUCAUAUUGAAGUUGCUGGUGGACCAGGUGAUGAUCCUGGAGACGAUGACUCCCCUGGACUUCAUGGACUUCAGGAACUACCUCCGUCCUGCCUCCGGUUUCCAGAGCUUGCAGUUCCGUUUGCUUGAAAACAAGCUGGGUUUAAAGCAAGCCUUGCGAGUCAAAUACAACCAGAGUUACCAGACUGUAUUCGGAGACGACCCUGAGGCCAUGGAGGCAUUGCACAAGUCCGAGCAGGAGCCAGCGUUACUAGCUCUGAUCGAGCGUUGGUUGGAACGGACACCAGGUCUGAACACACACGGCUUCAACUUCUGGGGCAAGUUCCAAGCAGCCGUCAGCAAACUCAUCAAGGAUGAUAUUGAUGCUGCUUCGCAUGAGACCAACGAGACAGUUCGUCGCCACCGCCUGCAGGAUGCAGAGAACAGGCGCGAGAUAUAUCGCUCUAUCUUCGACCCCGCUGUACAUGACGCGCUCAGGUCCAGGGGAGAAAGGAGGUUGUCCCAUAAGGCGUUGCAGGGAGCCAUCAUGAUCACGUUCUACAGAGACGAGCCUCGGUUCUCCCAGCCGCACCAACUCCUCACACUCCUCAUGGACAUCGACAGCCUCAUCACCAAGUGGCGAUACAACCACGUGAUCAUGGUGCAGCGUAUGAUUGGAUCCCAGCAGUUGGGCACUGGCGGCUCCUCAGGAUACCAGUACCUCCGAUCCACUCUCAGUGAUCGCUACAAAGUCUUCUUAGAUCUUUUCAACCUGUCAACGUUCCUGCUACCUCGCUCUCUGAUACCUCCACUAGAUGACAACAUGAAGAAAAGCCUAACCCUAACAUGGGGCGACAAAGAAAAUGGACAAAACAUGCAAAAUGGUGCACAUUCCCAAAAUUCCCAAAAAGAAACGAACGGCGAAGGUCCCGAAACAACAUUAUGGCAAUAGAAACGUGUAUUAGAAUUUAAUUUCGUCGUUUUAAGGUGUUUUUUAGAAAUUGUGACACGCAAUUUAUUUUUUAGUUUAUAGAAACCUUGUUUGUAAUAUAAAAUAAUGAGGGUUACCGUUUUUGCGGUUCCUAGAUGGCGCCACUGUCGUUUAUAGUCUGUCAGAGAUUCGCUACAAGACUACUGGUCGAAACAUGUUUACGGAAGAUCCUAAUGGCUAAAUAAAGAGCGGUAGUCCUCAUUUAACAAGCUCGAAUAGUAAAUUUUAGGUAACACUUAAGUUUAACGCUGCCUCUGUAGUUUUAAGAUCUGCAUUAGUUAAUUGUUGGUAAUUUUUAAAACAUCAAACAUCUACUAUAAAAUGAAGUUGGAUUACUAAGCAUUCUAAACUUAAAGGAUUAACAUAAAAGCCUAAUUUCUACAUAAAUAUUUACAACUUAAAAUUAACUACAACUAAACUAUUAAAUAAAACGAAAGCCUAAUUUUAAUUGAUUGAAAUGCAAUUUGAUAGGUGUUUAAUUUUUAUAGAAAACUAGCUACUAUUUGUUCGCGUUACCGUCAGAUAAAAGUACCCUUUGUGUUAUUCCAUACCAGAAUUUACCCCUGUACCCUUUUUAUUUUUAGAUGACUGGGGGAAACCUUCAUAAAGUGCCUAGUUCUUUGGGGUGAAAGACUUAGGAAGUGUGGGAUUCGUACCUCAGCACCUGUAAGGGGUAUCGGGUCUUCUGAAAAGACCUGCUCCGGAGCCCCCACGGUGCAACGGCAAAUAAUUAACCCCUGUACCUAAUUUUAUCCCGAUCCCUUCAGCCAAUAUGACAUGAUUGAAUAACAAACACAAAAACUUUAGUUUUUAUAAUAUUAGUAAGAUGUCCUGAUACCCUGAAAAUAAUAUUUAUUUCAAUCUAAUGAUCAGAUAAUAAUUUUCGUUUACUGUUUGCUGGAAUUGAUACCAUUCAUACCAAAUACUUUAUUAUAAUUAUGUAUUUUUAAAUUAUGACAACAUAUUAAUGUAAGAAAUCUCGAAUUUAAUGCAAUAAUGUAUGUACCUAUCCUGCAAUUGGGUAGUUUCCAGGGUAUCAAUAUUAAAAAUCUAAUCAGUCCGUCAGUUAG
Molecule: messenger RNA, 2449 nt
Organism: Spodoptera litura
Lineage: Eukaryota; Metazoa; Arthropoda; Insecta; Lepidoptera; Noctuidae
Gene: vermilion
Product: Tryptophan 2,3-dioxygenase vermilion
Molecular function (GO): L-tryptophan 2,3-dioxygenase activity; heme binding; metal ion binding
Source: RefSeq, a predicted model, not a curated record